Molecule: messenger RNA, 813 nt
Organism: Carassius auratus (goldfish)
Lineage: Eukaryota; Metazoa; Chordata; Actinopteri; Cypriniformes; Cyprinidae
Product: cerebellin-4-like
Exons: 3
Coding region: 205-813 (202 amino acids)
Cellular component (GO): synapse
Molecular function (GO): protein binding
Source: RefSeq, a predicted model, not a curated record
AAUCACACGGAAAGAUUUCAAACAAUAAAAAAAUGACUAUAGACAUAGGCUUGGUGCAUCCACCUACGCGCGUUUGGUGAUUUGUAAAUCAGCAGCUGUGUCUGGACGGAUGUUUGGCGUAAACAAGCACAAACACGGAGCAGACGCGAAGUGACGGGACACAGAGAGCCGUUCGGAUUUGGGCUACACUGGAGAUCGUUCAUCAUGGUGUCCGUAACGCGCUUCAGUAAGGCGUGUGUCGACUGCGUGGCUCUGUUGUUCUGCCUGGCCGUCAUGUGUGAGCUGGUUUCGGCUCAGAAUGACACGGAACCCAUCGUCCUGGAGGGCAAGUGUCUGGUGGUUUGUGACUCGAACCCCGCCGACUGGAAGAGCUCGUCCUCGCCUCUGGGCAUCUCCGUGCGCGCCGCCAACUCCAAAGUGGCUUUCUCCGCGGUCAGGAGCAACAACCACGAGCCCUCGGAGAUGAGCAAUAAAACGAGAAUCAUAUAUUUUGACCAGGUUCUUGUGAACAUAGGAAACUAUUUCACGCUGGACUCCGUCUUUCUUUGUCCCCGGAAAGGAAUCUACAGCUUUAACUUCCACGUCAUUAAAGUGUACCAGAGCCAGACUAUACAAGUGAAUUUAAUGCUGAAUGGAAAGCCAGUGAUCUCUGCCUUCGCCGGUGACAAAGACGUCACACGUGAGGCCGCCACCAACGGAGUCCUGCUGCACCUCAACAAAGAAGACAAGGUUUAUCUGAAACUGGAGAAGGGCAAUCUGGUAGGCGGCUGGCAAUACUCCACCUUUUCUGGCUUUCUUGUUUUCCCACUGUAA